UUCUGAACGUUAGUUUGUUUUGUUUCCCGAUUCGUGAUUUUUGCGGUCUGCUUCUAGUUGCUUUUAACGUCUAUUUCUUCAUCACUAAUUCCCAAAAUGAGUCGCCGCAAACGCGUGAAGGUCGACAACCGGGAUUUGGAUGAGAAAUUAAAACAAGAUGAUUCUGAGUCUGAUCAAUCUGAAAAGAGUAAAAUCACGUCCAUUAGUCCAACUACUGUUAGCAGUAGAAGAGAGUCUACCUCAAGCCGCAAUACAGACGGGAAAGAAUCCAAGAAAGAUGAAAAAUCGACGAUUAUAUUGGACGAAACCAAAAGUGAAGAUAUUGAGGAGGUUAAUUACAAGGAAAUGCUUAAUAGUUUGGAAGGAGCAGCUUUCCAAUCAAGGCUGCCGUUUGACAAAAUGUCUUCAUUGGAAGCCGAGUGCUUCUCAGAUCUGCAGGGUGCCUGUAGCCAUGCAUUUGUUCAAAUCCGGAACAGAAUCCUGAAGAUGUGGUUUGAAGACCCCAAGAAACAACUUAUUCAGGAACAUGCAGUUUCCAAAAUGGAGCCCCCAUAUAAUGGAGACCCAGCUUUAAUUAUCAGGACGCAUGCAUUUCUGGAGAGACAUGGUUUCAUAAACUAUGGAAUCUAUGAGCGGCUUACAGCAAUACCAUCGCCUCCCAAAGGAAAGCAGAGGCCUAAAGUCAUCAUUAUUGGAGCAGGUGUGUCCGGUUUGGCGGCUGCUCGUCAACUUCAGUCGUUUGGCUGUGAGGUAGUCAUAUUGGAGGGCAGAGACCGGGUCGGCGGCCGCGUGGUCACGUACAGGAAGGGACCUUAUGUUGCCGACUUGGGUGCUAUGGUUGUAACUGGAUUGGGCGGUAACCCGGUGACAACGCUGUCAGUUCAGAUGAACAUGGAACUACAUAAGAUCAAGCAAAAGUGUCCACUCUACGAAGCUACUGGCAAUCAAGUUCCUAAACAUAAAGAUGAAAUGGUGGAGCGCGAGUUCAACAGACUUCUUGAUGCUACGUCCUACCUCUCCCAUCAAGUAGACUUUAACUACUACAAUGACACGCCGGUCUCACUUGGACAAGCUCUUGAGUGGGUCAUCAAAUUGCAACAAAAGAACGUGAAACAUAAGCAGAUUCAACAACUGAAAGCGGUCAUCACUCUACAAGAGAAGCUUAAGGGUAACAUAAAUAAAAUGUCUGACAUUCAAGAGUUACUCAAGUCAAUGAAGAUCGAAAAGGAAGCUCUGCUUGUAGAAAAAACAAAACUGGCUGCUGGGGAUGCUAGCAUCUUGCAAGAGUUCAACCUUCGCCGCCUCAACAGAGAGAUGAAGCAAUUGUGUAAUGAAUAUGAUUCACUGGUCAAUCAAAAUCAGAGUAUUGAAGAUAAGUUGACACAGCUCGAGACCAAUCCACCAAGCUCCGUGUACCUGUCGGUGCGAGACCGCCAGAUCCUGGACUGGCAUUUCGCGAACCUGGAGUUCGCGAACGCCACGCCGCUGGGCAACCUGUCGCUGAAGCACUGGGAUCAGGACGACGACUUCGAGUUCACCGGGAACCAUCUAACAGUGCGCAACGGUUACUCCUGUGUCCCGGUGGCUCUCUCCGAAGGCCUGGACAUCAGGCUGGGCACCGCAGUCACCGACAUCCAGUACGGCGGCCCCGGGGUCAGCGUCAAGGCGGUCAACCCCCGCAACCAGAGCCAACCGCAAGUGUUCAAGGGUGAUGUGGUUCUUUGCACUUUGCCUCUCGGAGUCUUGAAAGUAGCUGUGGCGAACAGCGGGCAAAAUCAACAAAACUUCGUUAAUUUUGAUCCUCCAUUACCGGAUUGGAAGGUGGCUGCUAUCAAGCGUCUGGGCUAUGGAAACCUGAACAAAGUAGUGCUAUGCUUCGAAAGAACAUUUUGGGACCCCAGCGCCAAUCUAUUUGGCCAUGUUGGCACUACGACAGCGAGCAGAGGCGAACUGUUCCUCUUCUGGAACCUGUACAGCGCACCGGUGCUGCUGGCGCUGGUGGCGGGCGAGGCGGCGGCCGUGAUGGAGAACGUGACGGAUGACGUCAUCGUCGGCCGCUGCAUCGCCGUGCUCAAGAGCAUCUUCGGCCACGCGGCCGUGCCGCAGCCCAAGGAAUGUGUGGUCACCAGAUGGCGAGCGGACCCGUACGCGCGGGGCUCGUACAGCUUUGUGGCGGUCGGUUCGUCGGGCACUGACUAUGAUUUGCUCGCUGCGCCAGUGCCCGGGGCUUCUCCGGGAGAGAAUAGGCUCUUCUUUGCUGGUGAGCACACAAUGCGCAACUAUCCUGCUACGGUGCACGGCGCGUUUCUGUCCGGUCUGCGCGAGGCGGGCCGCCUAGCCGACCUGCUGCUGCCGCAACCGCCCAUCACCAACGCGAGCGUAGCUGCUGCCACUGCCGCCGCCUACCUCUCCUGAUGCGCCUCAACUGAAGCCAUGGCGCGCGGAGCGGAUCUCCACCACAGCCACCACUCGCCAACACGAACGUGGCUGGUGAUACCGCCGCCGCAAAGAAUUCCUGAAAAUAAAGAAAACAACACCGUUAGUUACAUCUUAUAAAAUGACAACUGGUGGGAGGGAAAAAGAUAUUUGUUUGCAGAUGAAAGAUGUUUUGUAUUUCACAACGAACUAAUUAGUAAUAGCAACAUUUCGAACUAUGUAGUUGUCAUUAUUAGAAAAUUCAAGACUGGAACAUUGUUUUAGAAAAUAAAUUUAGUUUAAUUUUGUUUUCACUGUGUAGGUAAAGCUAACAGAAGUACGUUUUGAUCUGUUAAGAACCAUCUUAUUUGUAUUGUCUAAACUUACUUAAGGUUCACAUAAAUAUGUACUUCUGGUAGUAACAACAUUAGUAGGGAUAAGUUUUAGUAGUAUUAUGACUUAUACCUUAACACUUUCCUUGUCCGGGUGCCCCCAAUGUGGGCUUAAGCUUUUUUCAGGAGUCCGUGCUUCCACUAUGGGUUCACAACUUCAAAGUGAAAGCACACUUGGGCGUGUGACUUUGUCAUAUAAUUUUGCAUGGGGAUAGUGAACGUGUUAAAAUGACAUCUUGGGCCAUGAUGGUUUAGAUUACAAUUAGUAUUCUCAUGAACUUUGUAGUAAUGUAAGUUUUUUUUUUGUAUUUAGUUCUGCGCUGCCGUAUAUUAAAAUGUUUAGUUCUAGAUUAAUUAAUAGCAGAUAGCUAUUAAAAAUAGAUUUAAUUAAUAUAGUGAUGACAAAAUGCAGCCUUUAUCAGACUCUCUAGUGCAACUUUUCUGUAAUAGACCGUGUUUAAUACGAUAACAAAAUUAAUAAUAAGAUUUGCAACUAAAUAAUGAAUUGUAAUAAUUGUCUGCCCAGUAUGCCUUAAAAGAACACCAAUAGCUUAUUAAUGGUACAACUAUUUAUUCCAUAUUUUCUACACAUUAGAGCAAUAAUAGUUGUUGUUAAUAAUAGUACAUAGUUGGAACGCCAACGGCUGAUCAAAGGAAUGUAAUUGAUAACGGUUUUCAGAAUUGAAGCACUCAACGCAUUGAUCAUAUUCAACUAAAUGUUUUUAUAAUACCUACCUAAUCACGAAGUACCUACUGUCAAAUCUAUUAAUCAAUCUAAAUAUUCGUUUUUUAAUCUGCUAAUGUUUCUGCUGGUAGCUGACCAAUUUAAUCCGAUAAUAAUAAUCCCGUUAGUGUUGUGCUGAUUUAUCAUUUUAUGUUAAAACAGAUAUGAUAUUCGUAAAAGUGGUUAAUAUUGUCUUUUAAAAUAUUUAAUUUUAUUCCUUUGACGUAUCUAUGAAUAUCCGCGACCAUAAUGCCGGUUCUUAAAACUGGUGUUAAUACAUUAUGACAACCGCACUGCCCAUGGAAUUAACUAAACAUUAAGCAGUUUAAAAUAUUAAAUAAGUGUUUUUCAUUUUACAUAUGU
Molecule: messenger RNA, 3894 nt
Organism: Cydia strobilella
Lineage: Eukaryota; Metazoa; Arthropoda; Insecta; Lepidoptera; Tortricidae
Gene: Su(var)3-3
Product: lysine-specific histone demethylase 1A
Exons: 16
Coding region: 97-2415 (772 amino acids)
Biological process (GO): positive regulation of transcription by RNA polymerase II; negative regulation of transcription by RNA polymerase II
Cellular component (GO): nucleus
Molecular function (GO): chromatin binding; oxidoreductase activity; flavin adenine dinucleotide binding
Source: RefSeq, a predicted model, not a curated record